AUGGAUUUUGUGACGGGACAUCCGAGGUCAAAGAAGGGGAAUGACGCCAUUUGGGUCAUAGUCGACAGGUUGACAAAGACAGCUCACUUUUUGCCUAUGCAAGUAUCUGAUGAUGCAAAAAAGCACAGUAAGCAGUAUGUGGGGCAGAUUGUCAGGCUCCAUAGGGUUCCGACUGAUGGUCAGUCAGAACGUACCAUUCAGACAUUGGAGGAUAUGCUACGAGCUUGCAUCUUAGAUUUUGGAGGCAGUUGGGAAGAUCACUUGCCUUUGACCGAGGUGGGAGAGACAGCUGUCUUGGGUCCCGACAUUGUUAUUGAGACCACGGAGAAAAUCAAGUUGAUUCGACAGUGGUUGGUCAGGGCUCACAGUAGGCAAAAAAGCUAUGCUGAUAAGAGGAGGAGACCAUUGUUCUUUGAGGUAGGAGACCAUGUUUUUCUCAAGAUCGCUCCAUGCAAGGGAUUGAUGCAUUUUGGGCGAAGUGGCAAGUUGUCUCCUUGGUUCAUUGGGCCCUUCGAGAUCUUGGAUUGCGUUGGUGAGGUUGCGUAUCGCUUGGCGUUACUGCCACAUUUGGAUAGGGUUCACAAUGUCUUCCAUGUUUCUAUGUUGAGGAAGUAUGAGCCAGAUCCGUCACACAUUUUAAGAUGGGCCGACAUUGAGAUUGAUGAGAAUGCAACUUACGAGGAGGGGCCAGUGCAGAUUCUCGACACUAGGGAGCAAGUGUUGAGAAACAAAACCAUUCCAUUGGUUAAGGUUUUAUGGAGGCAUCACGGAGUUGAGGAGGCUACUUGGGAACAAGAAGAGGAGGUUCAUUCCAAGUACCCGGAUUUGUUCGCGACUUGA
This is a messenger RNA of Cornus florida, 840 nucleotides long. RefSeq lists its product as uncharacterized. The coding region runs from base 1 to 840 and encodes 279 amino acids. Lineage: Eukaryota; Viridiplantae; Streptophyta; Magnoliopsida; Cornales; Cornaceae. The transcript has 3 exons. The record is from RefSeq and is a predicted model, not a curated record.